Messenger RNA from Fonsecaea multimorphosa CBS 102226, 507 nucleotides. RefSeq lists its product as uncharacterized. Bases 1 to 507 code for a protein of 168 amino acids. NCBI's taxonomy places the organism in Eukaryota, Fungi, Ascomycota, Eurotiomycetes, Chaetothyriales, Herpotrichiellaceae. The transcript has a single exon. The record is from RefSeq and is a predicted model, not a curated record.
AUGAAGUUUUCACUCGUUCUCAUUGCUGCAGUUGCUGGCUUCACAGCAGCCAGCCCUAUCGCUUCCAAGGGCGCCGAGCCUCCCAGCAUCUACCGACGCGAGGAGGACACUCAACGGGGUGGCAUCCCCUGGAAGCGCGAGGAGGACACCCAGCGUGGCGGAAUUCCCUGGAAGCGUGAGGAGGAUACCGAACGGGGCGGUAUCCCGUGGAAGCGCGAGGAGGAUACCGAGCGCGGCGGCAUCCCGUGGAAGCGCGAGGAGGAUACCGAGCGCGGCGGCAUCCCAUGGAAGCGCGAGGAGGAUACCGAACGGGGCGGCAUCCCGUGGAAGCGUGAGGAGGAUACUGAGCGCGGCGGCAUCCCAUGGAAGCGCGAGGAGGAUACUGAGCGCGGCGGCAUCCCAUGGAAGCGUGAGGAGGAUACCGAACGGGGCGGCAUCCCAUGGAAGCGCGAGGAAGAUACUGAGCGCGGCGGCAUCCCCUGGAAGCGCUCUCGAGGAGCUUAUUAG